AUGAGGAAAGCUGGCCACCGCCUGGUGGAUGACGCCACCGCCCUUAAUACAGGACUGAUGAGCCGACUUCUGCUCCACAAGGACAUAGAAUCAACGUGGUUCUUCAACGGCUCUGUGUUCGAGCUAACCAAACGACAUGAGCGCAUUAAAUUUGACCUUUAUGACAAUAUUGACACAGUGAUCCGUGAGUUCCGUGCCAAGCGCAGUGAAGACCUACGACCUGCGACCUACGCACCUGGUAAACAGCCUUUUGUAUUGCCAUACUGGGAGUACAUGUUUAUUUGGGCGUUAUUGUUGCGCAAACACGACAUAGCGAAAAUACUCUGGACAAAAACGGAGCAUCCGCUCUUCAUGGCCCUCAUUGCACACAAUUUAUUCGAGGCGGUGAAAAUGCAAACAGACGAUAGAGUUCUUAUUGCCGAAAUGAAAAAAUAUUUGAGCGAGUGGUCUACUGUGGCUAUAGAUUGUCUAUACGAAUGCUACCAGAAAAGUGAAGAAGCCACUUACAUCUAUCUGACAAUGACCAUGCCUUUUUGGAAUAAGAAAUCAUGCCUAGAUUUGGCUGUUGAAUCGAGAAACAUGGAGUUCCUGGCCCAACAAGCGUGUCGAAAUCUAGUAGAAGAUAUCUGGAAUGGGCGUAUGAAAGACAAGUUAGAUGAGAUUCGCUUUCAGAGUCGCUUUUCAGGAACAAACAAGAUCAAGCGCUUCCUGCACAAAAUGCAGUCUCCAAAAAGGAAAUUCGCCAACAAUAUGAUCUCGUAUUUGGUGUUUCUGAGCCUGUUCGCGUAUGUGCUGUUGUUUGAUCUCACGAGCAAUGUAUCGACAAAGGAAUUCGUGUUACUAGCAUGGGUACUAACCAUAUUGGUUGAAGAAAUAAGACAGAUGCAUCAGAUAUAUCACAUGCCUGGUUAUGAGAAGGCUAGUUCAUGUGUUCAGCGGAUCAGAAAAUUGAAGAAUUACAUUUCGAAAGAUUGGAACUCGAUCGAUGUGUUUACGAUCGUCAUGUUUUUACUUGGAUUCGGACUGCGAUUCAAACAAUCUCGAGACACGUUUGAUUGGCCAAGAGUCGUGCUUGCUGUCAAUUUUGUCGCGUUCGUCUUCAGACUCGUGCACUUAUUCUCUGUUGAGAAAACCAUUGGCUCUAAAAUUAUUAUAAUUCUACGAAUGGUAAACGACCUUUUGUAUGUCUUGGUUAUUAUGGCUGUGUUUUUAUUGGCUUACGCCAUUGCCUCGCACUCCAUUCUCUAUCCCGGUGCUACGCUAACUUGGGAAACUGCUAGACAAAUAAUUAGGAAGCCUUACUUUCAUCUUUAUGGAGAACUUUUUCUAGACGAGACUGAAGAUUGUACAAAUGACGCCAGCCUAUGGACGAACGGAACAAGUCCACGCUGCCCAAGCGAGACCGGCAAGAUUGUGGUUCCCAUCAUGAUGGGAGUUUACCUGCUGUUUUCCAAUAUUCUGCUUCUUAAUGUUAUUAUUGCAAUGUUUAGAUUAAACAUGGUUAAGCUUGCUUGUACAGAAACGACCAUUACCUUGCGUUAUAUACGGGAACUUCAACAGGCCCAUGUCUGGACUGGAUAA
Molecule: messenger RNA, 1581 nt
Organism: Dreissena polymorpha
Lineage: Eukaryota; Metazoa; Mollusca; Bivalvia; Myida; Dreissenidae
Product: transient receptor potential cation channel subfamily M member-like 2
Exons: 10
Coding region: 1-1581 (526 amino acids)
Biological process (GO): calcium ion transmembrane transport
Cellular component (GO): membrane
Molecular function (GO): ligand-gated calcium channel activity
Source: RefSeq, a predicted model, not a curated record